AUGUCUCUCCUCGCCGUGCUCCCCGCCGAGCUCCUCGACGCCAUCUGCGAACCACUCUCCGGCCAUUCCUCUUCGCUUGCAGCCCUCGCGCGCACCUGUGCAGCGCUCGCGCCCAGCGCCACUCGCGUCCUCUACUGUUCCAUCUCCGUUAAUGCUUAUGCCCGUACCCUCCCCGCCGUCCUCACUCUCGCCGCCCGACCCAGCCUCGCAGCCCUCGUGCGCUGCUUCUCCAUCAUCCUCGACGACUCGACAGAGCUCCCACUCUUCCCCGCUUACUAUGUCCAGCUGCGCACCGCCCUGGCGUACAUGCACAACCUUUCCCACCUCGACGUGCUCGUCCCUGCUCUUGCUUCCUGGGUCCUUGCCCCUCCAGGCUCUCAGCCCUCACCAAUCUAUACCCACCUCGAGUACUUUGCAUGCGCGUUCCCGCUUGACUCCUGCACCUCUGCCUUUCUCGCUCGUACCCCAGCCCUGCGCGCCCUCCAGCUUUCCGCGUCCCCGUCUCCCACGCCCGUCCUGCUCCCCUCUACCUACAUCCCCCUCCUCAGUUCCUACACCGGUCCAGCCUCACUCCUGCCCCUCCUCUCGUCUCGCCCGCUCACCGCGCUCCACCUAGCUGGCGACCUCGCCUCAGAGGACGUCUUCUCGCAGGCCGAGGCCUCCCUCGCCGAGGACGAGCACGGGCCCGCAGGCGCCCGGGUCCAGGUCCUCAGCGCGAUCACGAGCGGCGCACCCGCCGAGUUCCUCGCCGCCCUCGCGCGCGCGUACCCGGCGCUCGUCUGUCUCCGCGUCAUGACCACCUGCGCGUUCUGGGACACGCCGGACAUGACGUGCUAUACGCGCAUCGCGAGCAUCCUCGCGUCCCUCCCGAACCUUGCCGCGUUCGAGCUCUCGGGCAUGCACUGGGAGGCGCGCCCCAAGGCCUCCUCGCCCGGCCCAGAGAAGGAGUGGAUCUCCCCGCCUGUGACGCCCCGCACGGCCCACGAGCUUGCUGCAGACCCCGCGCUCGCGGUGGAGGGCCGCGAGAGCGAGCUCGCUGCCGAGUUUGCAGCGUGGGGAUACUACUGA
This is a messenger RNA of Sparassis crispa, 1068 nucleotides long. RefSeq lists its product as hypothetical. The coding region runs from base 1 to 1068 and encodes 355 amino acids. The record is from RefSeq and is a predicted model, not a curated record. The transcript is spliced from 2 exons. NCBI's taxonomy places the organism in Eukaryota, Fungi, Basidiomycota, Agaricomycetes, Polyporales, Sparassidaceae.